This is a messenger RNA of Chara braunii, 1875 nucleotides long. The record is from the annotation of a GenBank genome assembly. NCBI's taxonomy places the organism in Eukaryota, Viridiplantae, Streptophyta, Charophyceae, Charales, Characeae.
UGGGUAUCUGCAAUGCCCUUGCAACUUUUCAGCGGGCCAUGAACAUGGCUUUUCAGAAUUUCGUAUGGAAGACUCGUUUGGCACAGAGCAUCAUCAACUACUGCGUGAUUGUGUACAUGGAUGACGUCCUAGUGUAUUCGAGUUCCUACGAGGGACACGUGCAGCACAUCGAAUGGGCACUGCAUGCGUUACGAGAUGCAGAUUUCAAGGUGGCGCUUGAGAAGUGUCAGUUUUUCCUCACCACCAUUUCUUUCCUGGGGCACGUGGUGACGGAUAAGGGACUCCAACCGGAGCCGCAGAAGGUGGCAGCUGUCAGGGACGCGUCAGUGCCUACCACUAUCAUGGAAGUUCGCGCCUUUCUGGGCCUAGCCUCGUAUUACCGAAGAUUUAUCGAGGGCUUCGCGGCGAUUGCGGGACCCCUCACAAAUCUCCUGCGCAAGGAUCAGCCGUUGAUCUGGACGCCGGAGUGCGAUCAAGCGUUUUCCAAACUCAAGGCUGCUCCCAUUUUGGCUCCGAUCCUUAUAAGACCGGAUCCCGAAAAGCUUUUUGUUCUCAUCACUGACUGGCAGCCAGAGGCGAUUUCGGCGAUCCUUGCCCAGGUGGGACCAAGCGGACUCGAGAUUGUGGUGGAGUAUGCGUCCAAAUCAGUACCCGCCUGCAAGCGCAACUACGUUUCUCCGACGGGAGAAUGCUAUGCGGCUCUCUGGGGAAUCAGUCACUUUCGUGCUUACCUAUAUGGGCGAAAGUUCACCCUGGUGACUGAUCAUGAGCCUCUAUUGGCUCUGAAGAAGUCGAAGGAUUACUCGGGCAUGAUUGGGCGAUGGGCAACGGUGCUGCAGAGCAUGGACUUUGACAUCCGUCAUCAGAAGCAUGAGAGACAUGGGAAUGCGGAUGGAUUGACACGACUGCACCGACCUGAGAAAGUUCCGAGGAAUGAGGAGACUUUUGAGGAGUUGUCCUUCUGCCUGACCCGAGCACAAGUGAAGUGGACGGGCACUAUUGAGCACCCCACGUGGAUCGAGAAUCUGGAGCUGCUGAUCAUACAGGGUUGGAGGACUAAUACAGAAGGAAAUCUUAUUGAAUUCCUCUUUGGAUCGGUACGACCGGGUCGCCGUCAGUUGAUUGCACAGGAGCACAUCGCACCGAUCGUGCAAUUGGCGGACAAUCUCUCGCCCGACAUCUACUUUCAGAGCGACAACAGUCCUGCUCCGUACAUUUUCGAGCGAUCCUUGGAUCCGUACCUUCAGUGGACUUCGUGCUUGGAGGAACCUAGGGACGAGGAUACGCUACCAUCGCGGCAGGAGUAUCUGAAGCUGUACGAGAUCAUCCCUUACGCCUUCUACCCGAGGGCAGAAGAAGUGGUGAUAGACGACGACGAAGAAGAAGAAGACGACGACGAGGAGACAUCGGAGGAGGGAAGCUAUAGUGAACAUAGCGAGGGCGAGUUGAGUGAAGAGGAAGAAGAAGGAACCGGGUCCGAGUGGGAAGCCCCGCCGGAGGAAGCGACGCGUACAGGGACGGAGGCGGAAGACCCGGAAGCGGCGCGAAAGCGCGAAGAGAUUGCCUCCGGAAAGCGCCAACUGGAGUUCGCUAGCGAGGCUAACCUGCGCAUCGGUAGCGAUCCGACCACGGAUCCAGAGCCGCAGAGGCCCGAAGAUGGCGACCCUACAGCCGCCACCUCAAGUACCGCGCGACGAAGACGGCGCCGAUCCCCCUCCUCCUCCAGCCCCACUCGUCCCCCAGUUCGCCCACGUACCAAUGCGGGCGAUAGUCUUUCGUCCUCGGACGCUGCCCUGCCGACCCCUUGAUUUCCUCACCCUCGAGCAGAUCCGUACCCCAGUCACCUUCCCUUCCCAUCCUUUCCAUCCCCAUCUC